Messenger RNA from Dinoponera quadriceps, 1895 nucleotides. Its product is annotated as proline-rich protein 4-like. Bases 366 to 1577 code for a protein of 403 amino acids. The record is from RefSeq and is a predicted model, not a curated record. Lineage: Eukaryota; Metazoa; Arthropoda; Insecta; Hymenoptera; Formicidae. The transcript is spliced from 3 exons.
GCGGUUCGGGAUUAAUAGCCACUAAAUUACACAUUACAUUGUGAGAACGUGAUCUGUGAUAAGCGAAAGUAAUGACGCGAACAUAUUCACUUCAUGCUCUCGGUGAUUGUGCGUUUGACGUUUGCAUAGGGGCGAUUUAUCACAAUUGCCUCAUAGCGAAUGAUAAUUUGUUGUAAUUUUAUAUCUGGGGUACUAAACCGGGGUUAUCGGAAAUCACAGUGCGGUUUGAAACGUAUCAAUUCGUCGUUCGCAAAAUAAACACGUCUACAUGCGCAUCUUUCACAAUAAUCGUAAAUGAGAUCUGAAAUGAAUUGUGAACGAUUACAUAUUCAUUAUUCCAGUACACAAUAAAAAAUGGACUGACGAUGCUCUCUUUAUCACUCUUCGUGGUCAUGGUGACGAGUUUACCGAUUGGAAACAACUAUAACAGGCGCGUAUACUCGUACAAUUAUCUCCCAGCGGCGCGAUACGUUCAUCGAAUUGUGCCCUCGCAAAUAAGAAUGAACCGAGCCAAUCAUAUCAGAGAGGGCAAUUUUCACCUGAGCAAUAUGAACCGACGCAGGAUCGAGCAAAAUGAGUCCGUGGAUAAUCAUGUUUCAGAAUCUCACAUCAUGCAUUUUGAAGACGGGCAUGGAGCAGAAGGUGGAUACGAAUCGCAGGAGAGUUUCGAUGAUGGGUCCAGUGACGGAGGGAGCAAUGAACACAAUAAUCAAGUAUUAGGUCAUCACGUGCACGAGGAUGUACAUAAAACGGUGACGAUCAUAAAGAAAGUCGCGGUACCCUAUCCGGUGGAAAAGACUAUUCGAUAUCCCGUAGUAAAGAAGAUACCGUAUCCGGUUAAAGUGCCGGUCCCGCAGCCAUAUGCGGUUGAGAAGAAAAUACAUUAUCCCGUGAAAGUGGUCGUCAAGGUCCCCGUCAAAAUCCCGCGACCGGUACCGGUCAUCAAAGAGGUCCCAUACCCGGUUAAAAUACCAGUAGACCGCCCUGUACCGGUCAAGGUGUACGUGCCGGAGCCAUACCCCGUGGAGAAGAAGGUACAUUACGAGGUAAAAGUUCCGGUACCGGAUCCGUUCCCCAUAGAACGAAAAAUACCGGUACCUGUGAAGGUGCCGGUGCACGUACCGCAGCCUUAUCCGGUCGAGAAAAUCGUCCAUUACCCUGUGAAGAUUACAGUAGACAAACCGAUACCCGUCCCGGUGCCGAAACCGUAUCCGGUGCCGGUCACAAAGCCAGUACCAUACCCGGUCGAGAAGCCGGUUCCAGUUCCCGUUAAGGUGGAGGUAGAAAGGCCAAUCCCGGUCCCGGUGGACAAGCCGGUACCGGUCAAAGUGACGGUUCCGGUACCGGCGCCAUACCCGGUUGAAAAAACCGUUCCGUAUUCCGUGGAGAAAUUUGUUCCUGUGCCGAUAAAGAUACCGGUAGAGAGGCCUGUACCGGUUCACGUGAGCAAGCCGGUCGCGUAUCACAUCGAGAAACACGUCCCUUAUCCGGUUAAAAUACCGGUCGCGGUACCAAUAGAAGAACACGGGGAGCAUAAUGUAGAGCAUGUCGAACAUGAAGAAUACGAGCAUCCGUGAACAUGGUUUGUGCGAUUAGCUGACAAUGGAAUUACAUAGGAAUAGCUGAUAGAGGCUUUGUACUUCAAUAUAUUCUUCCGAAUCGGUUCGAAGAUGCGCGAUCGAUCGAGGAAAGUCUGUAUCAUAAAUCCUAAUUGUACGUUUAGCUCUAGAUAGAAUCGUCUGAUUCUCAAGCCAAAGUAAUUAUGUACGAGACUCUCAUGCACGAUAAAUAAAAUGUUUGAAUCGGACGAGCAAAUUUAACGCUAGAUAUACGAUUAGAAUACAGCUCUUAGAAUUUAUAAGCAGGAUUUUGAUAUAAGAUAUAUCGUAACAUAU